Molecule: messenger RNA, 14535 nt
Organism: Spirometra erinaceieuropaei
Lineage: Eukaryota; Metazoa; Platyhelminthes; Cestoda; Diphyllobothriidea; Diphyllobothriidae
Source: the annotation of a GenBank genome assembly
AUGACCCAGUGUGACCUCGGUGAGACAGAUUCUAGGUAAGAACAGUUUGAUUACCAAAAUCGUCCGUUUCGCGCAAAACUGUUUUUGAUUUUCAAGAUAGCGCCACUAUUCUACGCGCUUUCAGGGUCUCCUCUGCCGUUUAGUCGUUUAAAUGUUUCGCCAGUUAAUUUUCUCACACUCAGUACGAUUAUUUUCUGCCCUUAUUUCGUCUCCCUUGUUUACUUUUCGAACUUUUUGGAUUACGAAUUAUUGAAUUGGUGUUUUGUCAGAUCCAGAUAAUCUAUUUGACCUUCUUGUGAAAAACUCGACGACCUCGGUGGCAUUCGAACCCACGAUAACAAGGGCGAAGCCUGAGUACAACCAACGCUUAAUCACCUGAACUACGAGGCCCCAUCAGGAGCCGUCGGUUUAAUCAAACUUCACCCAAACAUGAUGUCCAGGCCAAAAUAUGCUUUGGGUAGAAUGUCACUACCUUGAGCGGAAAAGCCGCACUUUUGCGCUUUUCAAGCUACCAGUACUGUGCGUUGAGAACACAAACGUGUCAUCAUAUUCACACCAUAGGGAAUGGGUCGAUGUUUUAGAGACAGGAUUACGUUUUGCAUUUCAGUAUGCUUUCUAAAUUCAUAGACGAGACUGUUUCAAAACAGUUGGAGUAAUUGUACUUCCGAAACAACACACCGAGAGAUUACACCUUGUUGGCCCCACAUUUUGGCAAGCGCUUCCGUGUACCAAGAACACCCUCUAAGUCUUCAGUUGCUUUCUAGCGUCACUCUGGGUUGUACAUACACACAGACCAGAGACCAUCAUAAGCCGCAAAGUAAUGAGGCUGAAAGACCUUCUACCGCACUAAGGAACGUUUAAGGUCGUCUAUUGAGUCUAGUGCAGUUGUAGGAAAUCCAACUACUUUGGAGAAACCAGAUGACCAAUCUAGACGCUGUUAGCCGAUCACACAUUAUCGGUGUGAAGGAACGACGCCAACUCUGGAGUUAGAACUCACUCGAUAGGACACAUCCACCUCUAGUUUGAUGAGCUUUAAAUCCUCUGGAGAGCUUACAAACGCGUUAGUCAUGAGGUGCUUCAGUCGUUGUUCCUCGUCCCACGCUCCAUCAAUAUACACAACGGUGUCUCCUCUCCUUUUUCGACACUAAGUUUUUGCUUCUGUAUAGCAGUUAUUUAUGCGGGGGAGGGGGGGGGGGGUUUGCGGACGAACACCGCCUUCAGUGACAGCAAUGGUAAACCAAUGGUCAAAUAAUUUUUAACAGCGCUGGUAGUAAUAUCUCGACAAUUGCAGACUUGGAUGCCUGGGACGAGGUCAUUAUCUCGACAUAAACGAACAUCUGCGAUGGAUGAAGAUGUUAUUAAUUUUGGCGAUUGAGUGUCCAAACACUGACUGCAGCAUGUGCGUCCGAUUCCUGUAUCCGUUGUUGUCUCAAAGGAUGCGUUCGAGCGCGAGUUUGAAAGUAGCGACAAAGAAAACUUCUGCUCUGCAAAUCGUGUCCGCUCUGCUGCUUCAUGGAACUUACCUUUUUGCUAUAAUCUACAGUUUCCAAGCAACUUCAUAUGCCUAUUUCUUUAAACAAGUGCAUACGUGAAUAGAACACUUUUUAUGUGACUAACACACUUUCAAAAAAGCAAACGCCACCUAAGUCGUCUUUCUGAAGUUGAAUUGUCCUAGCUGUCCAAGAAUGACACAACCGAAAGUUAACUUGUCAUGGUGCGUAAGAUAGCUCGAGGCCUGGCUAAUGAUCUUCAGGACUCUAACUGAACUUUAAUCAUCUUUUCUUUUUGACGAAAACGUGAGUCAUCUCGGUAAAGGCCUCAGCAAUAUAAGGGAAAUAUAUUAAGCUCAUGAGUUAUCUGGUACACUUAAAGGUGUACUUAUCAAUUUCGGGAGUGCUUCAAUGGAAAGUCUUUGUUUUCUUCCGUCUAAAAAUGGUGUCCGAAAAUUUGUUUCAUUAAGGCUUCUAGUCUUUUUAAAAGUUUCUUUUCAUUACAGGUACAUGACCUCAUAAGUCUUGGUCGCUCAUUCUGUGCAUUUUAGCUUUGAUACCUAUUCAUUGUUGGUAUGAAGGGGAAACCGCAUUCAUAAAACUGAAUCAUCACUUUCACGUCGCUAUACUUAUAGGUUAUCAUCUGCGUGUUUGAAAAUUUUGCUGACAAAGCCCUUCGGAUAUUACCGCACUACUUUAAAAUAUUGUGUUCCCAGUACGCAUUUAAAUCUGACAUGUAAGGCAACAUUAUUUGACACGAAAAAGUUUUGCGAAUGCUGUUCGGCUGCUUCAUAUCUCCUCAUCGGAUUACUAAGACACGAUGGAGUGCGUGGAAAAAAACAAGGUCAUAAUCCCAAAUGCACUGUCAAGUCCAUGUAAAAGUAGCCCAAGGAUGUAAUAAGAUGAAGAAAUGGGAAAAAUACGCCAGCAUGAAAACGAGUGCGCAAUUUGAAUAAUUAAUGCACACCAGGACAAGUUCAAAUUUAUCGCAUUGUCUGGCUGUGUGCACAAGCUGCCACCAAGUGGCCUAAUGUUCGAGCUGUUCAUUCACCGGUAAGAACUCGGAAAACUCGUUUUGGGUCAGCAAAUUGUUUCUCAUCUAACACGUGUCUCGGCAUAGUAGAUCAGGGCAGUUUGGCUUCUGACUUUAAGGUUCAUUUAACCAAGAGUUUAACUGGCCUGUCUACUAAUUGCUUUUGCGUUCGCCUAAAGAAAUUCAUAAACACAGUAUAAAGUGGCUUGCAUAGGCAGGACAUACUUCGUCGAAUUACUUGGAAUAGUUUCCGUGGGACUUGCAGAUAUGGUGUGAGCCCCAAUGUGUGCAUUUUAAGUGCCGUUUCAUCAGGUUUGAAAUAUUACUGCUGUUGUGUCAUUUUUUCGCGGUUUAUUACCAUGAUUCUGAUGAGAGGGGGCUGGAUAAGUUAGUUUACCCAGGGUUGAUUUGGGACACGCAAAUUCUGAAUCAUAUAUUUUAAAUGAACACUGUUUCCUUGCUUUUUAAUAGACAGUGUAGAUCGCUUUCUUUGCGUUAUAUCGGCACAAAGCUUCUAAACUGGUUAUUCUCGUUUGUAGGAUGUUCUUUUGAAAGACUGGCAGUCUGGUUAAUCGGUCUUUCUGUUGAUACAUAAGAACGUCGAGAUAAAACAACUGGCUUUCCUGCUCUCUUUCCUUGAUAAAUUUAAUCUCAGAGUGAAAAUAAUUCAGAAUAAAAAUAAAAUCUUUGGACAGUUUUAGGGUUGUGAGAAUGAUCGUGGCAGUAUUCAGAAGACUAGUUGACGAGCAUACGUUUGCUUUCGAUAAAUUCUCGUCAGACCAGUGCAUUUAUAUGGGAAGGGGGCCAAUUAAAACAUGUCAGUGAUUAGAAAACUCGACUGAAAUUUUUCUUACAACGCAGAUUGGCUGUGGGAUUUGCGCGUAUACUCCUUCACUUGCUCCUAUGAAGCAGGUCAUACCGUUCGCACGAGCCGACGCCUAUCCAAAAGAUUACGAAAAUACCUGCCGGCAUUGCUGGGAAAAGGCGAAAACAGGAGCAUAAACAGCACUAUUUUUGCACAUGUUGUUGAUUCGGGGCAUCCUAUGGACCCCAGCGAAACUUUCCGCGUGACUCAUGAGGUGUCAUCGAAAUUCUCUAAGUUACGGGGCCAGCGUCUACUAGCAACAACAAAAGCAGUUGCUAUCAUGUUACGAAAGGCGGUUGUGGGCGUGCAGAGGAACCUUGUCCAGGCUCCGAGCUUACCGUAGUAAAAAGUCGACUAACUGCAUGCAUUUUCACGCGCCCUUCCGCUCUCAUUCCGUCCCUAGCUUAAUUCUUAUUACCCCCGCCCCUCCCUUCUUUUCCUACACUCUGCCUGUGCUUUGAGACCCACUUUAAUCGACUUCAUAUUGACCCAACUGUGAAGAACUCGGCGCCUCGGUGGGAUUCGAGCCCACACAGUAAGGGGAAGGCUUUACUACAGCCAACGCUCUAACCGCUUGGGCCAGGAGUCCCCGCCGGACGACGCGAGUUUAAUCACAUUUGGGUCAAGUUACCCGCCCAACCUACUCCAACGUCUGGAAUCCACCAAAUCUGAUACAGUAAGUUGACUGCCCAAGCAGGAUUUCCUAAGUAAUUCACCUAGAAUCCACCAGAUGACACCAGGCUCACGCAAUUCAUAGAUGUUUUGGCAGAUUUUAAAUAAUUCAUAUUGACCCAACUGUGAAAAACUCGGCGCCUCGGUGGGAUUCGAACCCACACAGUAAGGGGAAGGCUUUAGUACAGCCAACGCGCUAACCACUUGAGCUACGAAGCCCCGCAGUUGGGUCAAUAUGAAUCAUUCAAAAUCUGCCGAAACAUCCAUGAAUUUAAUCGAUUUCUUUAAUCGCUGACACGUUUACUUGACCCUGUUCCCAAAUAAAUGUAUCGGCCUGACGAGAAAUUAUCGAAAACAAGCGAAUGGUGACCAACUAGUUUUCUAAAUUACAAAAUCAGUUGCUUUUCCGUUAUUAAUAACAAUCGCAAUUGCACCAUCUAUAUCCCCGCUGCAAAGUAUUGUCUGGUCCAAUUCUGAUGACUCUUUUCUUCACCAUGAGUAGCGAGAAUGUCGGCACUUAAUUGGAUCAAGUGAAUUUUUCAUUGCUGUUUUAUCGAUUUGGCUUUAUGGGUGUUCGGUAAACGGGGGCGUAAUAUGUUUAGUUCAUUGCUUCGGCAGUUUAUGGGGUAUUUCAGACGACAGACAUUUUUCAGUCACACGAGCGCACAUGCCGCCUAUCGUCCCAUUUGUAAACAUCGAUUCUGCGCCCAUAGAGAUCAUAAAUUUGCCAGAAAUGCUACGGCACCUAAUUUCCUCAAUAGAGAGAAAGAUAUGUUUUAGUGUGUGAUGUAGCAAUAACUUCUACUGCAUAAUACUUGUUUUAACUUUUUCAUUAAAAAAGUUCUCGAAAAAGCUGCUUUCCCUGUCUUAUAUCGCAGUUACCCAUUUUCUUAUUUCUGUUUUCGUAACUAUCUGAAUAUGUUUAGGAAUGCGCGUUUUACACUAACCAAGUCAUUUUUAUUUUAUUUUUGGACAUAUUAUUCGACCUCAGAAAGCGGCUACCCCAGGGGUGAGCCAACUUCUUCUAACCCUAAACCUCGUGCAGCGAAAGUGCGCUAUGACAAAAAAAGCAAAAAAACGACGGAAAGUUGUAUGCUUCACGAAAUGAUAUUUACAAGUCUCGCUUUAUGUCGUCGGAAUUCGAAUUGAUGUCUAAACCGGUGGCCAUUUCAAAAAAGGCAUCUUUUGCACUUGUAAUGGCCGAAAUUGUGAAACCGGUAAUAAAAAGCCCGCAUAUAUCCUCAGCAUGUGACCAAAUGCGACACCGUAAAACGAACUCCCUAAUAAUGACAGCGAAAUUCUAUUGUCUCUGAUGGUGGGCCACAGUGUUUUUCUCAAGCCAGGCAACUCAUGGUAGGCUAUUCGUGCAGCUAUUCUGUGCUUUGUAUUCAGUGUCAAGUGACUUUUUCAAGGUCACGAGGCGCAUUUACUGCCGGCCACCUGAGAAUUACUUCCGGGGCUAUGGCAGCUGGGAGCUUGAAAUAAAGGCAGGCAAUUGACCCAAUUCAUAUCGUAAGCUGUUCUUAGGCCAUCUGAGUCGAUGCUCUCGAAUAAUUCAUGUGAACUUUAAAGGCCAACACUACGGCGAACCAUCCCGCUGAUGAGGAUUGAUGUUUACUGCACGUUGAAAACUGAUCGAAGUCAGUGGCUGCCGAUUGCAUAAAACUCCCUCUCCUCCUUUGCCCGCACAACCGAUCGUCCACUUAACGGUGGAUUUGAAGGACAUUAGCGAGAGAACGAAACUUUACACAGGAAAGAGUCAAUCACGAGGGACCGCGAGAUUUCGAAUUGGACUCCGGUUGAUGGGUGAUCCACUUGUUAACCCCACUGUUUGUUUUUCCAAAAGUACGAGUUACUGUGCGCCCAAUCGAAAGAUGCGGCAAAGCCAACAAGACGGAUUCUAAUCAACCGCUCACAAUAUAGGGAAUGUAACGCAACGGGUCUAAACAACAGUAUUCUGAUGAAUGCUCCUCUUUCCCAUUAGAAAAGCAGCCUGACUUUGUCGCAUUCUGGGUCACCUAACCAUUCAAAAACUUUUAAUCACAGCGCAAAUAAAGAACGAACUAAAAAUCUAGGUUAAGUUCAUGCUUUAGACACCACCGCCAUGUCUGUCAUCCUCUUUUUGCUCUAGGAGGGCCAUAUCCCAAUUUUGGGAAGGUAGCAAGAAGUUGUCCCACGCAGCCAAUAACAUAGUUGGCUACUACCGGUCUUGUGCACGGUAGUCCUCAACCGUCUGUGUCUCCUGGCAUUUUAAUUAUUAUUCGACAACUACGUUACAGUCUUCCUCAGCAGCCUGAAUAUCUGAAAUCUAGUUUUUUGCUGAAGGUCCAUCCAAUAUCUGUAUUCAGGGGACUUGCCUGGUAGUCUGUAGCUAUCCUCGCAGAGAGACCGCGCUUUCCCCCGUUUCCUGGCCGUUCUGGUUAUUUCUAAGGGACGAUUUUCGUCCUAUCCUGUCGCCACACCGGAUUUAGCUGAACUGUACACCACCCAUGUCAUGCCAUUUUACUCUAUGGCGUUUAUUCCCUGACCUUGACUGCAUGUGUUUUGGAUCUCUCAAGUCCUCAGUCAUCACAGGCAUUCUGGAAACAAGUAAACCACUGUGAGAACGGGCCUCUUUGUGGGGCAUAAUUGGUGCCAGGCGGAUUACUACAGAUGUUUGAGCAUUCUAAAGGUCUUUCUGUUUCCAUUAUUGACUUUCAGAAUGGACGACACUCGCAGACUGUUUCUGCCAAACCGAAGCACCCUACCAAUCAAUCCCACAGCGGAGGAAAAGGCACAACAGCUCCUAUAUCAAAAAUAUCUGAAAAUUCGCUCCAUCGUCUUCCCCACAGUAACGAUCUGUCUUCUGAUCCUGGGACUUUUCCUCGUUUGCUACUUCUUUCACACAAACACGUGAGUUUUUCGCAGCGUACCUUUUUUUCCUUUUUCAACAUGAUUCCCCGUUGAGCCUUUCACGAGUGUCGAUCGCGGAAAUUUCAUGUGACCAGAGACCCAGUAAACCCUAGUAGUUUUACACGUCAUAUAGCGCGGACUCGAUUUAAAAAAACAUGUUGGUAGCGAUGCCGAUGAGGAACGCUCAUGACUGAGUGGCAAACGGUGAUAUCUAGCAUCCAAAGUUGAAUCCAUGUCACUCGGGCAGAUUUGUGAUCCGAGUUGUCCUGAAAAAAAACUUGAUACACGUUGUGACGGCCAGGUCUUGUGUGGCACGCUUCGACGUCCGUCUAGCUUUGUCAGUUAUUCCGUCCAAACCCACCUCCGGUAGCCUAGACUCCGCCUUGCCACCAGAACCCAGUGAGAGACGGAAUGGACUGUGUGGUUGUUGCUGUGCAAGUCUGCCUCGCCAGUCAUCACGCGGCGUCCACUUUUUGGACACACCGUGAACGCUGUCGAAUCGAGCUGUCGUUCGGUAGGAGAAUGCUUCGCUCAACAUCAGACCCAUCGGCGAGCCCCUGCAGCUGAGCUCUUCAGCAGGUCCUUUUUUCGGAGUGCCUGUUCUUUUUCACUAGUCCCAAAAAACAUAAUUCCAGACUAGCGGGUUGUAUGGCAAUUGUAACAAAGGAGCCCACGAACUGUCUGCUGAAAAUACGAAUCUGCUCGCCACAAGUUCCCAGUUUUGCGCAAAAAGCCUGCCACGUUUUAAAUGGGUAGUGGAUAAUUUCUGUUCGGUUGUCUUUUCUGAUCAGUUUAAUUCACACAUUUGUCGAUGUGUGACGAGGCUUUUGUUAUUUCUCACAUUUGCGCCGAGGGAAGAGAGUGCACCUGUUAUAUUUUUUGUAAUUCUCAUUAAGGUCAGAUGCUUGAAUGAUACGCUGAUGCUAAGGCCUAGAGUGAGCAAAACAUCUUCAGCUGAAACCUCGGGAUAGUUAGGCCGGUUAGAACUUAACGUGAGGAAACAAUCCUCACAGUUCGAAGUUACAGCCAAAAAAUUCCACUCUUCACGAACCAGAUGUUUGACUUUCAUUUGUAGAUUUCAGUUUCUUGAAACGCCAAAAAUCUGGUCGAAAAUCGAAUUAUCACAUUCAUGGUGCUCUGUCCAUCGAGUCAGUACUAACUGAACACGGAGAAGUAAAAUUAAAUGCGGUAACUCAGUGAUGCCGAGACUUAGAUGACGGUGUGGUUGCUAACGAGUCAUGAUAGAGACCAAUCAAACUUCGACAGCAAGCACAGGACCAGAACCCUUGCAGGCGGUUACAGGGGGCCGAAAGCAAAGCAGCCGAAAAUUUUGUAAUUACGCGGAUAUUCGAGCGCCAGCAAAGCCCCUAUUCUGAAAGUGAAAGUCCUUUGUUCAUUUGUGACCACGGAAAUAUUCUUCGUGUCUCAGCCGCCAGAGGCGAAAGACCCAGCGUCAGUAAGUUGGAGAGGGGACAAAUACGGAUAGAUGAGUUUUAUUCUGUGGAGCACUGUCAAAACACAAUCGCUGUCCGCCAACCCGCCCACUGACCCACUUAUGUAGUGGAGUUGAUCCGCGAUGGGGCACACAACUAUUUCUGUUCCUUAAAUUUGGCCCAUAGACGUAGUUAACCUGAUUCAUCGGUGACCCUAUUUACUUGGAUUCGUGUGUUUUAAAUACGGUAGUACAGUAGGUGGGCUAACUCAUAAAAUGUCAACCAAAAUUCCGAAAUGCGUUUUCGUUUCGAAAAGAUUAGCUAAGAAGAGUUGUAAAACUAAUCAAUCCGCAGUAUAAUUCUAUAAUAAUUCAGUUACUCCAGGAUGCUGGCUUUCGAAUGAAUUUCCUUCCGGCUGCAUACAAAAACUACACUGUAAAACGACUACUUAAGUAGCAUGCAUUUUUCUCAUUGAUUUUCGAUGCUCCUAAAAGUUCAAUUAUCUUUCAUGAAAAACAUGCAUGAAAAUUGCAUUCUUCCGCUCAUUCGGUAACAAACUACGUCUUCUUUCAAUUUUAUACUCGAAAGAUGGACAUAGUUCACUUUAAAAAGUUUUUAAUUGUGGGACUUUUAAAUACCGUGAAAUGGCCGUUCAUAAAUCGCCAUGUCUCUGCAUCUACCAAUGAUGCUUGUGAAGUUAACAAUAUCGAUCAAAUCCAAUGCCAAAUUUUAUGAAGCCUAUAUGGUUUCCCUUUAUUUCCGUAGAGAACUAUAUAGGUUUCCGUACGCGAAGAAUAUACGGCUUGUAGUUUGGAAAUCCUGAAUCCAAGCGUAGUGGUGGAGCGGGUUCAAAAUUAUUCGGGAAUUGGGAAAGUUUUUUAAAACCGAAUUAUACCCUUUCUUCGAGUAUAAGGUUGGAAGAAGACGUAAUUGUCUACCAAAUGAGCAAAAGGUUGAAUAUUUUUAUGCAUGUUUUUCAUGAAAGCUAAUUGGACAUUUUGGAGCAUCGAAAAUAAAUGAGAAAAAUUCAUGCUACUUAAGUAGUCGUUUUACAGUGUAGUUUUUGUAUGCAGCCGGGAGGAAAUUCAUUCGAAAGCCAGCAUCCUGAAGUAACUAAAUUAUUAUAGAAUUCUACUGCAGGCUAAUUAGUUUUACAACCCUACUUAGCUAAUCUUUUCGAAACGGAAACGCAUUUUGGAAUUUCGAUUGACAUUUCAUAAGUUAGCCCACCUACUGUACUCCGAAAAAACGUGCUUUUGAAUUUUCGGGUUCAAGCAUUUGUGCAUUUUCCCCUGGAAACUAGCACUUAAAAUUCGCUAAGCAUGCAGUGUAUCAUAGAAUAUGCCCUCACGUUAGUUAAGCGUCUCAAAGAAGGCGCGGACGGGCACAAGGCGGUGGACAGUAGACGUACAUGUACGUGCAGUAUGUACGGAGCAUGAGAACGUAACCCUCGCGAAUUUUUUGGGUAUUACUGUACGGUUAAAUGUGGGUGGUGUAAACGGAUCUGCCCUAAUUACGAAAUAAAUAUAAAGUUCCCCGUUCUCUUGGUGCUUAUGGGUUUAUAACCGUUACCGGCGGUUACGUGGAGACCAGCCACCGAUCGCUGAGAGGUGUAACCAAUAGGGGCUAAGGACAGUGGAAUAGCAAUUUCUAGUUCAUUUGUCGUUAUCAGUCAGUAACAGGCCGAUCCCAGGUGACAAUUUUGAACGCGGGCCAAUUUUUUGUCGGUCAUUCUUACCGCAAAUCCUCUACCACUAGGACUACGGUUCCACGUGUUGUCGAAAAGCAUUAGAAAUCACUUAUAUGGGCAUCCCUGACUGUUGACUGCUACUGUUGACUGUUUUUGUUGCAUUGCUGAUAACACUUGGGUUUUCAAGUAUGAUCUGCGUCUUUCUUAAAACGUUCAAACCACAUUCUUAGUAUUUUCUCCCGUUUUCUUGAUGGGUCUUUCUGUUUCUCGUUGCCUGCCGGCGUACCUACUGCAUAUUUUGUGAGCUGUAGUAACAGAUUUUAUGGUAUUUCAUUGUCUGCUAUCGUAGACUAUGCGCUUCAAUACAAUCGCGUCUCGAGAGCGCCCGCAUUUCAAAACUUUCCGGAAACCUAAAACACUCUCCUAUUUCUGAGUGCGGAAUUUAAAUAGAACAGUUUUCUCUAAAAAUAGUGUAGUGUGCAGCCUUGCCGUGACAUAUGACCUCAUUUACGUAGGCAUAAAAAUCUGCUGUAAGGGCAUGCAUGCUGAUUAUUUAUGAUCUUUUUCGUGAGUAUUUUUAAAGGUAAUUGGAUAGACGCUCAGUCAAGGGUGAAUAGAUCGACAUAGUGUCAUUCUCCAUGCUAGGCCGUCUGGGUAAUAUUACGGUGCAUACUGAAUGCGCUAGAGCAUUCCUACAAAGCUGCAAACGCCCCGUCGCAGGCACGUUAUCGCUAAAAGAUCACGCAGGCCCUUAUUGCCCACACACGUCAGGAAAUGAACUCGUCUCACGCCUCCCGUUGAUUGGUCGAUCGGUCAAAGUGACUGUCACGGGCUUUUAGUCCACACAGACUGCCCCUUGUAGCAUGGCAUGGCCUCAAUAACCUGUGCUCUGAAACUCAAUAUAGACUUCUUUGGAGUUGCGAAAAUUCCCAUGUAACAAUUCAGGAAACCAUUUGGCGAGCAUACACGUGACCGGUCUCUCUAACUUUUGACUUUUUGUGAUUAGUAAUCGGCGUUUACCCCAAAUACAAACUCCGGACAAUCGAGACUCACAAACCUGCAAUCCUCCAUCCGCAUGAUAGUUGCAGGGUUUUUUUUAUCCUUGAAAAUUAUUCUGAACGUAAGUCCACUGUGGUUGUGUGUUCAAGACACAGUGCGUGAUCGAUCUCAUGAAAUGUUGGCCGAACUUCUGGAAUGCCUUUCCGAGUAGGAAGGAUUACUUAAGUGGGGUUGCUAUACUGAUUAUCAUGCAGCAUAACCCUAUAACAUUUCGGACUCACCAGGAUGUCGGCUUUUGAAUGCACUUCUUUUUGACCUUCUACAGAAACCACGCUCGGUAAAAAAAUGACCACUUAAUUAGUAUGCAUUUUUCCUACUGAUUUUCGAUGGUCUUAUGAAUUCAAAUAUAUUUUAUAGAGAUAUGUAUAAAAAAUAUGCUUUCUGUUGCUCAGUUGGUAAGACAUCACAUUGUCUUCAUAUUUUUUGCCCGAAGAGAGUGUGUAUUUAGAUUUUAAAAAGGUUUGUUGAUUCCCGAAUAAUUUUCAGCCUGAUCUGCCAUUGCAUCAGCGUUUAGCAAUUUCAUUCUACAAGGUGCAUGCUGUCCGUAUAAGGAAAAUCAUAUAUUCCUCUGGGUCUUUAAGAAAAUACCACAUAGAGUUCAUAAAAUUUUGCAAUGGAUCCGGACUGUGUUGCACAUUUCAUGAGGAGCAUUAAUAAACGGACAUUUGCGGUCUUGCAUGCAUGGACAUCGCACGGUCUUAAAAAUCUCAUAAUAAAAAUUUUUUGAAAACCAAAAUACGCACUCUCUUCGGUCAUAAACUAUGAAAACAUUGUGAUUUCCUACCAAAUGAGCAAAAGAAAGCCUAUUUUUAUACAUGUCUCUAUAAAAUAUAUUUGAAUUUAUAAGACCAUCGAAAAUCAGUAGGAAAAAUGCAUGCUAAUUAAGUGGUCAUUUUUUACCGGGUGUGGCUUCUGUAGGAGGUCGAAAAGAAGUACAUUCAAAAGCGGACAUCCUAGCGAGUCCGAAAUGUUAUAGGGUUAUGCUGCAUGAUAAUCAGUAUAACAGCCCCACUUAAGCAAGUCUUCCAAAUCGGAAACGCAUUCUAGAAUUUUGGCUAACAUUUCAUGAUAUCGGUCACGCACUGUACUUCUUUGGCCCACCUCUGUCUUACCACAUAUGAUGCUAAAUAUGGAGGGAAACUCGAUCAACGUUGUUGUAAAUGUCCUUUUAAUCUGUAUACAUUUGAUAAAUUCUCUGCAACCUGGCCUCUUCUCUUUUAGAUCCGUUGUUGCUUUCGGAGUCAUACUGACAACCGUGGGUUUCAUGUGUCUAAUCAUAUCGCUCGUAAUGCUCCCCACCUUCAUCCGUGUCAUGUACAGUCACUCUAGCACAGUCUACAUGCCAAAGUCUGCGGAGGCCCUGAAACAUGUAUGUCCGCCGAAUUUGCUUUCACAAAUUUUACAAAUUGCAGCUCCUUUGGGCUGUGUCCCCUGUUUUGGGAUUCUCUGCCUUGAGUCCUAUGUAAUGUCAGCAAGCCGAUUUUAUUUUCCGUGGAAUCAAGUAUCUGUUAGUAAUAAAGUCUCCCCUUCAGUUAUCAAGUGGUUGGCAAAUCCUAAAUGUCCGGAGCGCUUUCGGUGACCGAUAGCUAGACGGUUGGCGACCGCGUGUGCGGGCUGCAGACUUCGUAUCACUGGCCCAUGAACUCGGAGCCUAAGGUUGGAACAGAAAUCUACGGCUUCACUAACAAUAAUAAUUUUGGGAAUUCUUGUGUGCGAAAAUGUUUGCAGGAUCUAGUUUAUCAGAACUCUACUCGAGGCUGCACUAUUUACUGCUUCACCUACUAUUUUCACCACCAUCGCAAAACGCAUAGUCAUCCCAGGUGAUCUGCUAAACGUGACUCCAGGGAGGGGUUCACAAUGACUCUGACAAAUGAUUAACAGACCAUUUCCAUGGUUCACCGUUAGCGGCGGCUACUUCGAAGUCACUGGGAAAACACACCGUCCCGCCCCCCCCCUCCCCCUCCUACAGUGCAUGACCGAUCUCAUGAAAUGUUGGCCGAAAUUCUAAAAUGUGUUUUCGAUUAGGAAGACUCACUUAAGUGGGGGUGUAAUACUGAUUAGCAUGCAGCAUAAUCCUACAGCAUUUUGGACUCAUCAGGAUGUCGGCUUUUGGAUGAACUCCUUGUUGAUCUCCUGCAGAAACCGCGCUCUGCAAAAAAUAACUACAUAAGUAGCAUACAUUUUUCACACUGAUUUUCGAUGGUCAUAUAAAUUCAAGUAUAUUUAUAAAAAGCAUGAACAAAAUUCGCCUUUUUUCACUCGUUUAAUAGAGAAUCACGUCAUCUUCAUAUUCUAUACCUGAAGAAAGUGUAUAUUUAGGUUUUAAAAAAAUUUUCCAAUUUCCGAAUAAUUUUGAGCCAGAUCUGCCGUUGCAUUAGCAGUUAGCGAUUUCAGUUUACACGGUGCAUGCUUUCCGCGUAAGGAAAAUCAUAUAUUCCUCUUUGUCUUUAAGAAGAUACCGCAUAGAGUUCAUAAAAGUUUGCAAUGGAUCCGGAAUGUGUAUUUCAUGAGAGACCUUGGUAAACGGACAUGUGCGAUGUCCAUUUGGAAUUCUGUCGAGGCAGCCCAUCACGUAUUCCCACAGCAUGAAUCGAACUCAUGAGACCAUAAGCGUGAUUUUGGCGUAACAGCAGUGAUUGACGCGCAACGUAAUCAGUCAUCAACACAUACCCGGUAACAUGUUGGCUUUCCGAUGGACAAAUUUCCAAAUAACUGCGUAACUAGCAUGCUAUGCAAUUAUUACUUAGGUGUUUUUGACUUUUUUGGUCGUAUUCCCUAGUAAAGACGCACAAAAAUAGUUUUUUAGUACUUAUUUUAUACGAAAAAACACCUUUAUAUUCGGUGUACGGAGUUGUGUCUGUUUCAAUAAUUCUCGGGAUCAUGGAACUUGAAGGGUUAUCCGUCCAGCCAUCCACCGUCCCUUACGAGGACAUCCCCUCGUGGAAGACACCCGGAAGCACAUUCACGCCCUAAUCUCCAUCCUUUCGGUUUAUCGCUGUUGGAACUCAAAUUCGACAACGGUCUACUAACUUUCAUAGUUAACAUGUUCACAGUUCUGGGCUCAAAUUCACCUUGUUGGACUUGUUUUUCAGUCCUCAAGCUUUAGACCGGUUCUAGGCGUCCCUACAUCUCUUUUCGGCACUGAUGGCGAUAGACAUCUCACAGUACCUUCAUGUCUUCUUCAGGUGCCUUAUCCGCGCCAGCCAAUGAGGAAAAAGUCAGUCGCUCCGAGGCCACCAUCACCUUCAGCAGCCAGAACGAGUACGGGGUUGCCACCGCAACCGCCAUACCCUUACACGCACCCCCUCGAACCUACAGCCCCCUAUCCGCCAACCGACUUCCAUCCUGCCAUUCCACAGAAACCUCCCAGCUACGCAGAUGUGGUAGAAAACUACGCCUAA